CCCUCCUGCCUCCACUCUUCUCCGGACAACAGACAGGGACGCUCGGCUACUCGCGGCAGCGGCUUCGAAAACGACUCAGACCGGGAUUUUAAAUCGGAUAUUACCGUGAAAUUCGCCGCCCGGCAACUAUGCUGACCAGUUUGUGCAAGGUGGAAGCGCUGACAGGUCCUGUGUGACUGCAGCCAGGUGGCCUGUAUCUUCCUCCCCCGGCCUUUGAAGUGAGGCCAGGAGUGUGAACCGACUUCUUCCGUCCCUCCAGUCGCCACUAAAGCCUUUCCUGACACGCACACGCUUGAGUAUUGAUUGCCAAGGACCCAGGGAGCAAGUGAAACUCUGCAAAACAGCAAGAAAGUGGGAUUGUAAAGGACCCGAGAGAGAGAUCGUUCAUUCUUAAAACUACUGUAGGUUCAUAUUUAUCAUGGGGAACCAGUUAACAGAGAUCGCCCCCAACACGCCGUUCCUCCCCAGCUUCCAGUCGCUGCACGUCGUCGUGAUCGGCCUGGACUCUGCAGGGAAAACGUCCCUGCUCUAUAGACUCAAGCUGUGGGAGUUUGUCGAGACCAUCCCCACGAAAGGGUUCAACAUGGAGCGGAUUAAAGUGCCGAUGGGGAACUCCAAAGCCAACACCACCACGUUCCAGGUGUGGGACGUCGGCGGCCAGGAGAAGCUGAGGCCGCUCUGGAAGUCGUACACCCGGAGGACGGACGGGCUGGUGUUCGUGGUGGACGCGGCCGAGACGGAGCGCAUGGAGGAGGCCAAGGUGGAGCUCCACCGGAUCACCCGGUCGGCGGAGAACCAAGGGGUGCCCGUGCUGGUCCUGGCCAACAAACAGGACCUGGACGGAGCCAUGUCGGCUUCAGAGGUGGAGAAGGUGCUGGCUCUUCACGAGAUGAGCUCGUCCACGCUGCAUCACACGCAAGGCUGCUCGGCGCUGAACGGCCAGGGUCUGCAGGCAGGCCUCGAGAAACUCUACGAGAUGAUCCUGAAGAGGAAGAAGAUGCUCAGACACAGCAAGAAGAAGAGAUGAAGAAACUUCACGUUUGUUUCCCCCCCCCUCCCUGUCUGAGGAACUUCUCAGUAGUCAGAUCUGUGACACUUUUGGAAGCUGAAUGGAGCCCGUGGGUCCUCGAGCCCUUUCAAGUUGGAACAUUUCCGGUCGAGUUCAGACUCUGUUCUGUCCGACGUCGACGCCCUCUCCCAUCCUCGAGACGUUUUGACGGUCCCGCUUCCUUUGGGAUUGUUUCUUGCCCUCCUAAACUCUGAUCCUUAGAAGGAGCACGGCGAAGGGAACGACGGCAGUGCAAUACAUGAUGGACACUCACUCAUGCACUCACUCCAAUAUUGAAGGAUAUUUUGUAUUACUACUCACAGGAACUUGUAGUGCCAACAAAGACCCGCAGGCCCGGCCCGAGCCUACUUCCUGUUCUUUCCGCAAAGUUUUAAUGUUACACUUUACUCCGAAUCUUAAUGUUGCAUGAUGUUCACCCUGCCUGGGAAUGUUAAGCAACACUUGUAUUGACCAAAAGAAGACUUCUCAAAGUAUUCUAGCUAGGAACCACCCAGUGUUUAGUUUAGCCACUAGGACUAUAGCGAGACGUGCCACCGACUUGACACUUAAGAACUGAAACACUGAAGCUGCUCAGGCCAGCCAAACAAGUUUAAGUAGGUUUUUUUUUUUUUGGUUGUGUUUUUUUUUUUUUUUCACUUUAGACUUUUUCACAAGUGGUUUGCUCGACACAGUUCGGUGUAUUUCAGGGGUGGCUAAGUGGUUGGUGAAGUUCGAACGAGAAAGAAAUUGCUUUUACAUUGUGUACAUACUGUUUUGUAAAAUGUCAACUUAAUAAAUUAUUGAGCAACUUUGGCAUUA
Molecule: messenger RNA, 1867 nt
Organism: Mugil cephalus (flathead mullet)
Lineage: Eukaryota; Metazoa; Chordata; Actinopteri; Mugiliformes; Mugilidae
Product: ADP-ribosylation factor-like protein 4D
Exons: 3
Coding region: 419-1027 (202 amino acids)
Biological process (GO): intracellular protein transport; vesicle-mediated transport
Cellular component (GO): cytoplasm
Molecular function (GO): GTPase activity; GTP binding
Source: RefSeq, a predicted model, not a curated record